Messenger RNA from Ogataea parapolymorpha DL-1, 3096 nucleotides. RefSeq lists its product as uncharacterized. Gene Ontology annotation, biological process: regulation of exocytosis; establishment of cell polarity; regulation of protein secretion. Bases 1 to 3096 code for a protein of 1031 amino acids. The record is from RefSeq and is a predicted model, not a curated record. Gene Ontology annotation, molecular function: myosin II binding; syntaxin binding; GTPase activator activity. The transcript has a single exon. Gene Ontology annotation, cellular component: cytoplasm; plasma membrane. Lineage: Eukaryota; Fungi; Ascomycota; Pichiomycetes; Pichiales; Pichiaceae.
AUGUUUAAGAAGAAAAUAGGGCUUUUACACAAGAAGGGGGAGAAAGAGGAGCGCUCGCCGUCGCCAGAGCCUUCUUUGCGGCCCUCGCUCAAGCCGCCGAUCAGUCUUCCGCGGUCGCGGGGCGCCUCGGGAGUUUCUGCAGGUUUAGAUUCUGUGCCAUUUUCUAUAGAGGAGCUUCAAGCCUACGGAGUCGCAGGCAAGGUUAAGACUGUUGCUUUUGAUCCAUUGCAAAGUCUGAUGGCAAUUGUCACAGACUACAACCAUGUGCACAUUUUUGGACAGAGCCGAGUGAGCUGUGCUUUGACGUUGAACACUACCAGUGCCAUUCGGUCCCUGCGGUUUGUCAAGGGCGUGUAUCUAGUGGCUGUGGACUCUUCUAAGACCAUAUUUGUGAUUUCUUUGGCUGCCAAGAAAGUGCUGCACAAAAUUGUCACCAGCAGCCAGAUCACCGCGUUCGAGACAGACUACUCAUUAGAAUUUAUUUACGUUGGAUUCAGCAACGGGCUUGUGAAGGCUUUCAACAUAGAAAGUGGCCUGGACACCAUUUUGUCUUUACGAGAACAGCAGUACAACACAUUCAUAUUAGAGAGCGACGUGCAUGUGUCUUCGAUUAAGCUGAAUCCGCGAGACUUUGGCACUCUUCUAAUUUCCUACACUAAGAUGACCAUCGAGUUUAAUCUUGCGGAGAACAAAGCAGUCAAGCAGUUCGUGUACAAAUUAUCGAAGGGAGCACCAGGGGGAGAGAACGCAACGUACAAAUACGAUUCUUCUGGCUACUACAUACCGAACGUUGUUCAGUCGUUAUGGCAUCCUAACGGUCUCCACGUUGUCACCAUCCACGACGAUAAUUCGUUGGUUUUCUGGGAUGCCCUCACAGGAGAACAGAUACUGGCACGCUCGCCCUUUGACAGCUACAUUGACUCGCCGUCAGGAGACAUUCAUCAUGGUCCCAAAAUGACGAAAAUUAAAAAAGCUGCGUGGCUGUGCGAGCACGAUCCCGAACGGACUUCCUUGCUGUUCUGUGGUGGAGACUCGUUUGAGACUGAGGGCUACCACCAGCUCGUGCGAAUGGAUUUUGGGCGCAUGUUGUCGUAUUCAAUGACAAGCUAUACACAGAUGGCCAAAUACUAUGCGCAACCAAAACAGCAGAACAUAUUCGCUAUUCACGCCGCUGCCAACAUUGUUGAUUUUGUUCCACUAGGAGAAGCAUCGCCCUACUAUGACGGGAACCAUGACCCAAAACUCAUAGCACUUACUCUGAGCGACGGGUCAUUGAAGUUCAUGAAUUAUCCUACUGGGAACCUCUCUUUCAAGGCCAGCUAUUUCCCGUCCACGGUUUCGUGGCUGAAUCCUAAAAUAACGUUCUCAGCCUCUGCAUUUAUUGACAAAAGAGUCCUCAAUGGCAUGAUCGACACCCACAGCUCCCGAAAUAGCAUUUUAAAAGGAGGAAUUCCCGGCAGGCCAAAAUACAAGGCAGACGUUGGGUCUGUCAUUGUUUCAGGCCACGAGAAUGGCUACAUUCGCAUCUGGAACUCCUCCGAGGGAGAGCUGGAUAGCUCGACUGCCUUUGAGAUCGACAUCUCGAGAAUUCUUCUUGACGACUCGCCUCAUUACUCCAUCUCAAAAGUGUCCUUUGCUGCCGAGCAGCUCGAGCUUUCGUGCAGCAUGUACAACAAUGACGUGUUACUCUUUUCGUACCAACAGAACAAAAAAUAUCAACCUGCUCAGGGCGACUUAAACCGGCGAAUGAGCUCAUUGGAGCUCUCAUCCACCAAGGCGGAACGACAAAUUAUUGAUAUCAGCGACCGUGCCCCUAGAGACUUGAAAAAAGGAUUUUUGCCUAAAGUGCUGGUGAAAAGCAUGGGAUAUGGCACGGUGACGGCCCUAUGCAACAGUAACGUUGGGUUCGUUGGUAUCGGCUACGAAUCGGGACAGCUCGUGGUCAUUGACCGCAGAUCCAACACCGUCAUAUACAACACGCAACUGAUCGACGAUGGGCUUUCGCUGCCUAUUGUGCCGACAUCCAUUGAGUUUGCUUACGGCCAACCGGGAUUAUUGAUGAUUGUGGGGACCCGGAUAGGACGACUACUCGUUUUCGAGGUUGUUUCCGGCAUACGAUUUUCUCUGCGGCUGGUGGAGCAAAUAGACUCCAACGAUGCUGAGAUCCUGGAAAUUAUCCCCAUCAACUCGGAUACAGGACGUCCAAGUACGGCGUCUAUCCGCCAUCUGAGCUCACCGCUACCGGCAGACAAAACACCGCUCUCUAUCAUCGCAGCGUCAUCGAGCGACAUACGGAUUGUGAAGAACGGGUCCAAGAUGGCCCACAAGACGUUUGGAAAGGGUGAAUUGUCGAAAAUCGGCAUCACAGGCACAAAAACACAGAAAGGAAAUGUUGCUUUCUGUUUGGUAGCACUGAUGGGGGCUACGAAAAAAAUGACCGUCUAUACGAUCCCGUCCCUUUCUGAACUGUCCAGCAUGCGCAUUCCGUACCGACUGGAGGCCAAGUACACCCCGCAGAGCUCUGUGCUGCCGCUAGGCGAUGUUUUUUUGAGAGUCAACGAGACAGAGGCGGCCCUGGUUAACAUCAUGGGAUUGCGUCAGCCGGUCAUGUCCCUGGAGACGAUCAACGGCGACGACGUGCUGUUUCUGCGCAACAUUUUGAUACCGUACCGGCCGUCCACAAAUUACUUUGUCAAGGGCACUUCGUCGUUGUCGUACACGAAACUGUAUCAUUUGCUUGUUGGACGGGAACGGCCGGAAAAAACAAACCAUCCGGAGUAUGAGCUUGCUUGGGACAUCUCGCCCUACAACCCAGCAAAUUACAGCUUGAUGGGCACUGCGAAGCCAAAAUACUACGAUCCCAACGCACUACACCAACACCCAGGCUUGACCGAUAAACCGGUCGCGCCUAUCAGCAUGUCCACCGUGACGAGGAACAUUUCGAGAUGGAAGCAGCACGCCCAGAACCGCCUGGACGUGGCCAAUAACCGCGUGGAGACCUAUGUGGCCGACCUGAACGACGAUUUCGACAAGUUCGUGAACGAGACCAAGAACGACGCCAUCAAGGGUGCCAUCAACAGCAAGCUGGGGCUCUGA